This is a messenger RNA of Carassius auratus (goldfish), 2816 nucleotides long. RefSeq lists its product as uncharacterized. Gene Ontology annotation, molecular function: catalytic activity. NCBI's taxonomy places the organism in Eukaryota, Metazoa, Chordata, Actinopteri, Cypriniformes, Cyprinidae. The coding region runs from base 128 to 2104 and encodes 658 amino acids. The transcript has 4 exons. The record is from RefSeq and is a predicted model, not a curated record.
CCCAUGCAAGAGUCCAGCAAGAGAAUUCAAGAGCACAAGACACAUCUCUAAUAUAAUAUCCUUCAGAAACCUCAGUUUGCUGUUUGGAUCACAGUUUUCCUCAGUUCCUCCGUUUUCCUCUUGUACUAUGGGUGUGGCAGACGAACUGUGUGAAGAGCUCUUCCGUUGGAUUGAUCAGCAGGAGCGAUGUGCAGAUCAUCUCAAGGCUUUGGCCACCGAGCUGGAGGACAUGAGGGAGGCGAUGACUGCAGGCCAGUUGGUGGGAAACACAGCUACUGUGCUUGGGUCUGCCACUCUUGUUGGGACAGGCAUUGCAACAAUUCUGACUGGAGGCCUGGCUUUACCCUCGCUGGCACUGGCAGCUGGAAUCACAGUCGGAGUGGGUACUGCAACUAGUCUUAUACUUACGCUUGUGGAGAAAUGGAAAUCUAGUGAAACAAUGAAAAAUGCAGAGAAGACUGCUGACAAAAUCAGGCAGAUUCAGAACAAUAUCGAAAGGCUCAAGGAGAAACUCCAGAAGGAGUGUGAGAAUGAAGCGUUUGAGGUGUCAUCCUCCGAUGACGUGCAGUGUGAAAUCACAGCGAGGAUCCUGAGAGCCUUGGCCAAACGCAGUGGUAGAGAUCUGCCCCUCAGUCGCCUAAGACACCUCUUGAGAAGUGAUGGCCCGUAUACACAUCACAGAUAUCCAGCGUUUAAUCCAGACUUCGCAUUCUUCUGCACCGUCAGUUCUUUAAUAGCAUACCUUGGAUAUUCUGCCAUCUUUCUGAAAACAGCAGCAACAAAAGGACAAAAAUAUUAUGCUCCACUUCUUGUGAAAGUUACUAAAGAAAUGGCUGAUGUUUCACUGAAAGCGUUGUUAAAGGGAACAGGCCAGGCCGCAGGAGGAAUCUUUGGGCUGAUAUUAACAUUUCCUGAUCUGAUUGAUAACUGUGAAGAACUGAUUAAAAACAAACAUCAGACUGAAGCUAGCACAUAUCUGAAGACAAAAGCUAAAGAAAUCCUUGAGACUGUGAAGAAAUUAAAAAAGCCAUUGAAUGAAUUGCAAGAGAUGCUCAAUCAAAUCCCUGAAAUGGAGUGUCACAUUGAUUUGGCUCAGGAGAUGUUUGGAUCUCAAAUAUACACACGAGGCACCAUCUGUAUGGAGUAUACACAGAGCCAAAAGCAGGACACGAAGACACAGGAGUUUAUUCUCCUAUGCACAAAAGACAUAGGAGUAACUAAGAAUUGUUCCACAGGACAACACAAAUCGGGUGACAACAAGAACAAACGACAGAAGAAGAAGGCUACUUCAACUAUAGACAGGAGUCUUAACCAGGAGAGGAAACUUGCUUUUCCGAGGAAACCACCACACAAGUCUAAAACAAAAGUAAAGAAAUUUCAGUUCCGCCUUCCUAAAAUAAUGAUGUCUAAUGUGCGUUCUCUUCCGAACAAAAUAGAGGAGCUCCAAGAAAUGAUGGAAGAUGUGGAAAACAUUAAUUCCGAUCUGAUGUUCUUCACAGAGACAUGGUUGAACAGGAACUCGCCCAGCAUUAGCUUCGAGGGAUAUAGGUCUUACCGGGUUGAUCGUGAUGCACGGCUAACUCAGAAACGUAGAGGAGGGGGAUUGAUGGUGCUUGUGAAUGAGGCCUGGGCGACUGAUGUGGAGGUGGAAAACAUCAUUAUAACUCCUGAUUAUGAGUUAAUGGUCGUGUCCAUUAGACCACAUGACCACCCUGAGGAUGCGCCACCACUUACCUUCAUCCAUGUGUAUAUCCCUCCAGGAACUAAUAUGAGUCAAGCAGCCAGAGACAUCGCUGGUGUUUACUAUGAUGUUCUGGAGCAGUAUCCUGGUGGUCCUGUUUUCUUGUUGGGUGAUUUCAACCACUGUGACAUCACUCAUCUCUUAGACCUGGAGCAAUACGUCACAUGCCCAACCAGAUACAGUAACACCCUGGAUCAGUGCUAUGGGAAUGUGCCAGGGGCUUAUAGAUCUGAAUGCAGUCCCCCGCUUGGCCGGUCAGACCACAAUGUCAUUCAUUUGAUUCCUAAAAAGAAGUCGGAUGGAAGUGACCCUUCCAAAGAUGAGAAGUGUACACAUGACAGUACCAAAUCCAGAAAGCAAUGAGAGGCUGUGCAGCAGUUCUCUGUUGUUGUCAUGUAGCACCAGGGUUUAGUUCCACUGUGUGCUGUGCUACUAUAUGGUUUGUUUUGUCCUAUAGAUGUAGGACAGUCUAACUACUUUCAAUUAACUUACUGAGUAUAAAAAGUCAUUGAGAAAGAAGGCGACAGGAUUGUAGUCAGAAAUGGUCUGAAAACUGGCACAACAAUGAGGAACAACAUGUGGAAAACGAAUUCUCCUUUGAAUGAAGAAAAUUAAAUGCUUGAUAUACUUUUACCCUGUUAGCCCACACCAGAAAGUGGGCAUCCUGAACGCCUCUCAACUCGCACGUGUCAGUGUUUAUGAAUAGAUAAAAUGAAAUGGGCCAAAUUUAAUCUCGACAAACUAUGUAUCAUUAUAAAGAUAUAAGCCUCAAGCAUUGACGACAGAUCGCUGUUUUUCAAUGGAAAGCUUAUAAAGACUGUAUUUGCUACAUUUGUGUAAGCAGUACACAUACAAACAUGAACAUUAGAAACGCUGUACAUACCAGAUCCGUCGUAAUAACGAGUCAUAAACACAUCAAGAGCUGUAAACCCCGGAUAAGUUAGAAAGAUAAGGGUCCACUGAACGACAUCUCAUGAAGCACGUUUAGUCCAACGAAGCAAUAACGUUGUAAUAUGGAUCAUAAUUCCUUUGUUUACGUUUCAUUUCUUCAGCGACAGAAUUGUUUGCGUCCGUU